CCAGCUUCACGGCGAAUUUCUCAAGCGAUUCUUUCCGCCUUCCAAAACAGCAAAAAUCAGGCGGAUGAUACAAAAUUUCAAGCAAAAUCCAAACGAGCCCCUUUACGAGGCUUAUGAGAGAUUCAAAGAUCUUCAAAGGCAAUGCCCACAUCACAAUAUCCAGUCCUGGCACCUAAUGACGGCUUUCUAUGAAGGCCUAAAUGAAAACUCACGGAUAUUGUUGGAUGCUUCGGCGGGUGGAUCAUUCAUGAGCCUUGAACUUGACGAAGCUGAAGAACUCAUUGAGCGGAUCUCAACAAACGGAUCCACCUGGUACUCUGAUCGUCCAUCUGCUCAACCGAAAAUUGGAGGCAUGUACGAAGUUGAUCAAAUGUCGGCCAUGGCUGCUAAGGUCGAUAACAUGAUGAGCAUGAUCCAAAAGAUUGCUCAAGUCUCUACUGUGCAAAACACUUUGCCAGCACCGCCUCCUGUUCCUGUUCUCAUGAUGCUUGAAAAUCAAAUCUCUAGUCAAGCAUCAACAUCAUCAACAAAGGUGACCGGAAAAUUGCCAGCUUGUCCCGAGAAUCCAAGAGAGCAAAUGAAUGCUAUCACUACUCGGAGUGGGAAACAACUUCAAUCUCCAUCUCUUCCGAGUAGUGAUCCCGAAGAAGAAAGAGGAGAGGAUGUCAAAGAAGAAGCUCAGAGCAAAGUCAAAGGAGAUGCUGCUGAAAUGCUUCCAGAAUCAAUCCAGAUCAAAGAAGGGAAGAAAAAAGAAGAAGAAGGUUUGGGAAUUCAGAGAAGACAAAAUGAAGUUCCGAACAGGAGGACUCUUUCUGACUAUGUCACUCCUCCUGUGGCGGAACACAACAGCAUUAUUCUGCCGGAUGUCACUGCAAACAACUUUGAAAUCAAACCUGCUGUCAUCCACAUGGUCUCAUCUGAUCAGAUUUCUAACCCGAACUCUGUUCAGAUCCGCUUCGGCUAUCACAUCUCCACCGAGAUCGCGAGGACAAACGUGUUGGCAGCCCACUCGUUCAGCUCUAAUUCAUCUCUUGGACGUCACGAUCUGUUUGGCGUUGAAGAUCUCCUCCUUCAUGUAGAUCGUAACCUUCUUCACGCAGGGGAAGCUCCGGGACGCGACGGGAAUGCUCUACAUCAGCGUAUGGCAAACAACAACAACCCUUUCAACCUGCGAUAUGUUCUAGAAAAGGAAAAAUUAUCCGGAACUAACUUUCUUGAUUGGGAGAUGAAUCAUAAGAUUGUUCUUGAAUGCGAGAAAAAGCUUUACGUCAUAACAUCUGAGCCUCCCAAAGCUCCUGAAGCGAACGCCCGUGCUGCAGAAAUUACUUCGUACCGGAAGUAUGAAGAUGAGGCACGUGAUGUGAGAUGUCUCAUGCUAGCCACCAUGACCCCGGAGCUCCAAAGGCUCCACAAGGACAUGGAAGCUCAUCCUAUGAUGACUCGCUUGAAAGGUCUAUACCAAGGCCAGGCUAGACAUGAGCGUUUCAAAAUCUCUACGACUCUUUAUUCCAGUAAGCUGGCAACGGGUAACCCAGUUGGUCCCCACGUUCUCAAGAUAAUCGGUCAGAUCGAAACUCUUGAAAAACUGGACGCCCCACUGCACCCUAUGCUGGCAACUGAUCUCGUCUUGGGAUCAUUACCAGCUGAGUAUAGUCAAACUGUAGUGAACUUCUACAUGAACAAACUAGAGAUGACUAUGCCUGAGCUACUGAAAUUCCUCACAACUGCUGAGGAGAGUCUAGGGAAGGGCAAGGGUAAGUCUGUCUUGAUGGUAGAGGGCAGUACUGUUACGAAGAAGAGUGGGCCACGUCCGCCGGCCGGGACCAAGCGCAAGGGUUCUAAGAAACCCAAGCCAGCGUCCAACUCCUCUUCGUUGAAACCCAAAGAAGGAGCUAAGAAGAAGUCUGCUGCUCCAUUCACAGGUCACGGUGAAAGGGCGAGUGACUUAUUGGGCCUCAUACACUCCGAUGUCUGUGGUCCAAUUAGCACUGUAGCUAGAGGUGGUUAUUCUUACUUCGUUACAUUUACUGGCGACCUUAGUAGAUAUGGAUAUGUGUAUCUCAUGAAACACAAAUCGGAAUGCUUUGACAAAUUAAAAGAAUUCAAGAACGAAGUAGAAAAACAAUUAGGCAAAAGCAUUAAGACCCUCCGCUCGGAUCGAGGAGCGCACACACUCAACAGAGUUCCAUCUAAAGCUGUCGAGAGCACACCAUAUGAACUAUGGCGUGGGAGAAAACUGAGUUUCUCGUACUUUAAGAUUUGGGGCUGUGAAUCUUAUGUAAAACAUCUCAUGACGUCUAGUAAGUUGGAGCCUAAAUCUGAUAAAGUAAUUUUUGUGGGAUACCCCAAGGAAACUAGAGGGUAUGAGUUCUCUCAUCCAUCCGAUAACAAAAUUUUCGUUGCUCGGAAUGGAACCUUCCUUGAGAAGGAGUUUCUUUCUACAAUCACUAGUGGGAGAAAGGUAGACCUCGAAGAAAUUCGAGAACCACAAGAAGAAGUCCCGAUAGUGUUGGAAUCUGAGCAAAUAGAUCAAGCACUUGAACCUCAAAUUGCUCAAGAUAUACCACGUAGGUCAGACCGGAUACGUAAUCCUCCGGUCAGAUAUGGAUUUCUCAUGUCUGAUGAAGGUGACGUCUUGUUGGUAGAUCAAGGCGAACCAGAGACCUACCUCGAGGCAAUUACAUGCCCCGAAUCCGAUCUAUGGCUCGAAGCCAUGAAAUCUGAAAUGGAGUCUAUGUACACAAACCAAGUCUGUGAAAGGUAACCANAUAGAUCAAGCACUUGAACCUCAAAUUGCUCAAGAUAUACCACGUAGGUCAGACCGGAUACGUAAUCCUCCGGUCAGAUAUGGAUUUCUCAUGUCUGAUGAAGGUGACGUCUUGUUGGUAGAUCAAGGCGAACCAGAGACCUACCUCGAGGCAAUUACAUGCCCCGAAUCCGAUCUAUGGCUCGAAGCCAUGAAAUCUGAAAUGGAGUCUAUGUACACAAACCAAGUCUGUGAAAGGUAACCAUGCAAGGAUAGGCAGCGGAAUAUAAAAAUUUUAACAUCCU
This is a messenger RNA of Cuscuta campestris, 3051 nucleotides long. The record is from the annotation of a GenBank genome assembly. Lineage: Eukaryota; Viridiplantae; Streptophyta; Magnoliopsida; Solanales; Convolvulaceae.